Polyodon spathula (Mississippi paddlefish) is the source of this 1269-nucleotide messenger RNA. RefSeq names its product ring finger protein 17 (gene rnf17). The record is from RefSeq and is a predicted model, not a curated record. The coding region runs from base 1 to 1269 and encodes 422 amino acids. Lineage: Eukaryota; Metazoa; Chordata; Actinopteri; Acipenseriformes; Polyodontidae. The transcript has 11 exons.
AUGCUGGCACCCCAGAGCACAGCUCCACAGAGUGUGACGUUGGAGCCGUACAGGCCCCCUGUUCUUCCUGCUGGGAAAGUGUGUCAGAUGGUGGUAGCCUCUGUUGGGGAUGAUGGAAUUAUCUAUGGGAUGACCAGAAAUGCUGGAUUUGUAAAUACAGAGAAAGAAUUUGAGCAGCUUGUAGAGAACAUUCAGCAGCACGUUAAAAGUCUAGGACACCAGCAACCGUACACCUGGAAGCUAGGAGAGGGCUGUGCUGUGAGGGGCUCUGACAUGCUCUGGCAUCGAGGAAAAGUCUUGGAGGUUUUUGGUGGGUGUGUGAAGGUACGGUAUAUAGAUCAAGGGUUUAUCGAGAAGAUUCCGGUGUGCCACAUUUUCCCAACAGUUCUGUUUGAAGAGGUCCCACAGCUUUGCAUCCCCUGUCAGCUUUAUGGGCUUCUACCUGUUGGCAACGUCUGGCAGCCAGAUGCAGUUCACCUUCUUAAAGAAUUACUUCAGCAUAGAUACAUUAAUGUGGAUAUUAUGGAGCUGCCAAAAGACCCGAAAGAGAAGAUGUUGGUUCAGAUUCACUUUGAUGGCAUGUCACUUGCCACGAUAAUGGAGCAUCACCAGCAUGCUGUCCAGGAUAAAUCUGUUAUGUUGACAAAGCAACAUAUUUUGAAAUUGGCUGAUGAUGAAUUGGAGGAUUUUGACUUCAGUUACAAGGGCUUGGAAGUGGAUGAACCUGCUAUUGGUUUUUAUACCUACCCUGUGGUGCCCGACAAGGGAAAACUCUUUCCUGUGAUAGUGAAACACCUUGAGACCCCAAAUGUGGUAUAUAUAACUCUCGACGACAUGCAGGCCAAGCUAGAUUCUGAGGACUUGAAGGAAGCUUUAGAACGUGUUAAUCAGCAUGCAGACAGUCUUCCACCACUCUCAGACUUCAGUGCAGGAGCACCUUGUCUCGCCAAGUACAGUGAUGGACAGUAUUACAGAGCAAAGCUGGCUGGAUUUGAAAAUCUUAACCCAGUUAAGCUCCUUAUAAUACAUGUUGACUUUGGUUCUAUGGAUACUUUGACCACUGACAGACUUCGUCAGAUCCCAGCUGAGCUGCUGAACUUUCCUUGCCAGGCAAUCAAGGUGAAUCUGGCAGGGUUUCGACCUCCUGCUAUAGAUGAUGAAACCGAGAGAGUUCCAUACAAACCUGAGUGGAGUCUGGAAGCACUGUGGACCAUGCUAAGCCUAUUGCAGGGGAAAAAGCUGCUUGCUUUUAGAGUGUAUUGCAUGUAA